AUGCAGAACAGGACUGAUAAGUUUGGAGCUCAGCUGCCUCUCUUUGCUCCAGCCAGCAACGCUCAGCGUGGCCCGUACAGGAAGAGCACCACCUACCUGGCUAUGAUUGCUGUUGUCCUUCGUGAUGCUCCAGACAAAAUGCUCACCUUUGCUCAGUUGAUGGAUAAGCUGGGGCCAUUUAUUAUUGAAGACAGAAAAUCUGCUGAGAACAGCAUAAGAGUCUGUUUAUCAACCAACAAAUGUUUUGAUAAGGUUCCAGUGACUCCUGACUCAGUAUACAGCAAGAGAAACUAUUGGAAACUGGACCUCAGUCAGAUCACAGCAAAGAUGGUGCAUCGUCAUUUCAAAGGAAUCCUGGAGCUCUUCCCCGAGUUGUCCUCCAAACUGAAAACAGAGAACAUGAGCAGACCAUCAGAGUCCUGCUCAGCUCUCCACUCUCCUGAACCUGCAGCCUGUGGAACUGUUCAGAUCAAAUGUGAAGUGAAGUUCAGCAGCCCGUUCUCCAUCGAAUCCCUCCUGAAGAGAGAAAGUCCCUCUGCUCAAGCCUCUAAAUCUUCUCCUCUGUCCAGUGUGCCAGUCAGAAUGCAGCAGCAGCCUCGACCCACACACACACGAGUCGGGACAAAGAGGAGCUUCAGCUGGGACUGUGAGGAGCCUCUCCUGCUUCAGGCUUCAGCUGGAAGUUCCCCCAUCUGCUCAGCAGGGGGAAGCACACACCAUGGACUCAAUGCUAACAGAGCUGCCAAGACCAUCAAGAGGAUGCAUAUGUGCACUGAGCCCUCAUCCCCCGUCUACAGAAGAGUCAGUGCUGCUCCAUAUUUCACCAGCCCACACAGCAGUUACAUCACUUAUUCUGUACCCACAUUUGCUCAUGAUGCUCACUGUUUUCGUUUGUAA
Messenger RNA from Scomber scombrus (Atlantic mackerel), 897 nucleotides. RefSeq lists its product as uncharacterized. Gene Ontology annotation, biological process: regulation of DNA-templated transcription. Bases 1 to 897 code for a protein of 298 amino acids. Lineage: Eukaryota; Metazoa; Chordata; Actinopteri; Scombriformes; Scombridae. Gene Ontology annotation, molecular function: DNA-binding transcription factor activity; sequence-specific DNA binding. The transcript is spliced from 3 exons. The record is from RefSeq and is a predicted model, not a curated record.